Temnothorax curvispinosus is the source of this 6217-nucleotide messenger RNA. RefSeq lists its product as uncharacterized. NCBI's taxonomy places the organism in Eukaryota, Metazoa, Arthropoda, Insecta, Hymenoptera, Formicidae. Gene Ontology annotation, molecular function: tRNA (guanine) methyltransferase activity; RNA binding. The transcript has 12 exons. The record is from RefSeq and is a predicted model, not a curated record. The coding region runs from base 1569 to 6092 and encodes 1507 amino acids. Gene Ontology annotation, biological process: tRNA methylation.
GCCGCUUUUCAGCGGACAGUACGGCCAGAUUUGAUCGAGCUGUUUGUUUAACAAAGUCUGAUUGUGAGUCACUGUUGCGUAGCAAAGUCUGAGUGGAAUUUACUGGUAGUCUGAGUGGAAAUUACUGGACUGGAAUGUGUAUAUGCAUGCGUGUAAGUGUAACUGUGUGUUUAUGUCCGUGAUGUCUUGAACUCGAGAUGCCGUAGGUGCGUUAGGCCCAAGGAACUGCGCGGAUCACUUCCCCCCGCGGCCUAUCUUUGACAUCAGAUUUUAGUAUUCAGCAAUCUAAAAAAGCUUGAAUAAUAUAAUUUAAAAAUAUUUCAUAGAUCCUUACCCAGGUAGCACAUACACGUUUCAAAAAUGUUUUAUAAGCGUUUUUCCAAAACGUUUUAUAACCGAUUUCUAGAAACAUUUCUCAUGAGUAAAAAUGUCCAUUCGAAAAACGUUCGCUGGAACGUUUCUUUUCCAAUAAAAUAACGUUUAUAUCACACGUGCAUCGAAAGUGGCCCAUUCCGUGCGCGCCAUCUGUGUGCGAAGUAGCCAAUUCCAUGCAUGAGAAAUUUCUCACUAUAUUCCCGCACUAGUGCGGGAAUAUAGUGAGAAAUUUCAUUCCCGCACGACUCAUUGCCAACACUCUCCUUAUUUUCCCCACUCAUUCUGUGUCUUUCCCACUAGAGUCCUCUUAUUUCUGACUAGUGUCCCUGAUUUCUGACAUGUUCUUAACGACAUCUCGCGGCGCACUACGCGAAACACUACGCGUGUUUCCGUGCGCUGCAAGAUGUCUACGCGAAUUACCACAGCGAUACUCAGACAUAACCUCAGAAACGCCAGAAACCGAGACCGACUCAAUGUAAAAUUUCUCGUGUACCCGAAAUCGUCGAGGAGUCGCGUAGCGGAUGUGUAUGUGUGUGCACGUGUGUCGCGCGGAUUCGCACGCCAGGACGAUCGAUAAACCGUCCGUCGUCGAGAUCGCGUUUUCCGGGAACGAAACGCGAAUCGUCGGGAAGCCCGGCACGUGCCGGCACCUUUCCCUCGAGCUACGAGCCGGCGAAAACCUAAUCUGCAAAGGCAACUGUGAAACGGAGACGCUUCGAGCCUACGAGCAUUUUGAUUCAAUUCUUAUUGGUUAAGACAUUGGACUACUGUGCAUACUACUUCUUACUCCAGCUGCGAUAACCGACGAGAUGGCGUUGUUGCACAGUGAGUUUUUGUUCCAACAAUCCAACUACCAUAAAUUUGUCAACUCAAGGUGAACUCGCCACGUGUGAUCGGUGUGAUCUCUUUUGUUAGGCACAUGUAACGGAUAUUAUUUAAAUAAAUGUGCAAUAUAAUCUGAAAGAACAGAUUGAAGGCAUUCCAAACCAUCCGGCGAGAUUCAGCAAAAAGAAAAGUAACGGACGUCAUGACACACGGCAAGAAGCAAUAAUUGAACCGAAAAUAGAUAGCACAGAGAGAGAGAGACCUUUUCGCAAAUGAAAGGAUACCACGUACAUGCAUCUUGUACUGUGUAUUAAGAAUUGAAACGGUUCAACAGUUUAAAUCGAUCGUGAAGGAAACCCAAAAAUAAGAUGGAUCUACACAAUCGUUAUUCACAUUUCUCUACAGUGAACAUCUCACUUUUACAAACUAUAGACAGCAAGUACAAGCUUGACGUACAUCAUUUGAUACAGUGUUACAAUCAAGAGAUAACUACAGAAGAGUUAAAUAUGGAUAAACUCGAGCUCUGCCGACUGUUGUUGUGUUAUGAAUAUCAAUCUGCAUUUCACGAUGUCCAGAGUGGCGAACGUAAGAAGUAUGUGAUACCUGCUGACGCGGAGAAACUUUCCUUUCCUAAUAUAAAAAUGAUCUUUCCACCAAAUUACUCGCGAAACGCCUCACAAAUUUCGCUCUUGUGCGACAUAAUCAUUUUGCAAAUGAUACUUUAUCAUAAUGCUAGCUCGAUCAAACAGCAUCUGCAGUAUUUCUUCUGCUUAAGCAAAGCUUACAUCGCAACCAGCGAGUCUAGAAUUAUGUAUAUGAAGAUAUUAGAAUACCUUUUAGAAUUUUUACGCUUAUAUGAACUUCACGCCACUAGCGAAGAGAUCAAAGCAUUGAAAAACCUUAGUUGCAUGUAUUUAGACAUUAUAAAGUCGUGGGUAAAGGUAAAGAAAGACAAUGAAUGGAGAUUGUUUGCUUUAAUGUUUCCUAAGUUAGUAGAGAUUUUUACUCCGACAUAUAUCGUUUAUCCUCUAUGGGACCAUUUUUUGCACGAAGCGAGUGAUUUAAAAGAGUCUCUCACUGUCUUGAGUAUCAUGGCAGACACUUGUCUCACAUCGUCACAUUCAAUGAAUAUAUUACACCGUGAUAUUUAUUGUAAGAGCACGUUCUGGUUGUUCGUAUUAAAGGGAUUGCGAUCACCCGUGCAACAAUAUCACAAACAGGCCUUAUACAUAAUGAAGAAAGCAAUUGAUUCUCUGAAUGAAGAGGUUGUAUUAAAAUUGGCACGACCGAAUUUGACAAAGGCACAAAUCACACCGUUUAUUUGUUAUCGAUCUGGUACGUUUUCAUCGAUGGAUCACAUUAAGAAGAGAUUUUUCCUGGUGUAUGAAGCGGUAGAAGAGAAGCAAGAACACUUAGUAACACCAGCUUUAACUCAUAUAGCUGAUCUAAUAAAAGUAAACGAAGAACACAGAGCCUGCGAUUGCUUUAACAUUGAAUGGCUGCAGUGCAUUUUCGAGAAAGUUUUACUGCAUGAAAAUAAUCGUAUUGCAAAGUGGGGUGUAUCGCACGUUUGUAAACUGGAUGAUACCAUAUUUAACGAUCAGUUUCUCGAAUUGUUUGUAAAUGUUCUGAAUAAUAACUUUCUUUACGAAUGUCAGCCUGAUGAGGAAUGUCCGGACAUCGUGAAGGAACUCUCGCACUUCCUCAAAUGCGCAGAGAAAAGUGAUUUGCUAAACAGAUUUCUCAAGAAGGUCAGCUGUGUAGCCUGGGGUCCUGUGGCAAUAUUUUAUAUCAUACAUGCGUUACGAACAAUUUCACAAAAAGAGAUACAACAUUCCAAUUGGCAGACUACCGAAUUGAAUGCCAUUAAAUCUUUAGUGGAAACAAAUUUGAGCAUGCACUCUCAUAUUCUACGUACCGCGUCUCAAAUUGAACUCUUGAGAGCAAUCCCCAAUUAUGUACGACAGAUGAGCGAUCUACCGUUGCUCGCCAAUGUUUUAGCUACGUUUCCCCCUGGAGAAGGUCUCACGAGAGGAACAAUUGUUUGGAACAUUAUUACAGCAUGGUUACAGAAAUUAUUAGCGAAAAAAGACGUGGAAACUUUCGUGAAAGAGACAUGCGAAAAAUAUUCGCAAGUCUCCUUCCUUAUUGAAAAUGCUAGUCUUGAGAGUCGUAGGAUAUUUGCAUUAAUAGUAUAUUUGUUAUAUGAUGCAAAUCUUAUAUUCUCGUGCAAGUUAUGCCCUGCCGCAGCAUCAUUAAGCAAUUGGCUGUGUACCUUGAAUGGUAUCGUUCUACGACCUUAUGCUGAUAUAAUCUCAAGUAUAUAUAUAGUAGAAUUUAUGUCACAUUUACUGCAUCUUUCCGUGAAGGGACCCCUCGAUAAGAUGACGGACUUUAUAACGUUAUAUAUACGUACCACUUUUAAUUUUUUAAUUAAAUACAUGAGGAAGAUGUCCACAGAGCUGACUUACGAAGAUUAUACGAGAUAUACAGCCAUUUUAUCCUCACAUAUCGUCAACGCACCUCUCUUCAUACCGAAAAAGGAUGCAAACGUUUACAUAGAAACAUUGCGAAAUGAAAGUAUGAACUUGAUAAACAACUUGCAAAGUUUAAAUCUACAAUAUUUGUACGGAUUAUACGUUUUGUAUGUCUCUCAGAACGCGUUAGCUUUGCCAUGUCCAAAAACCUUUUACACGAAGCAUUUGUUGACUAUGCGGGAGUUAACGAACAUUUCUAAGGAUAUCAAUGCAAAUUUAAAAGGAAAAAUUACAUCGGAAUAUUAUUUGCUUUUCUUAAAACUUCAUCAUCAAUAUCUCGUGAAUUCUCCAGUGUCCUCGUGGAUUCCUGUUACCACAAUGCUAUCUAACUUGCUACAAUUUCUCGAGAUAGGCCUACUAGAAAACAUUUCUGAAAUUGCAAAGAUACUAACAGUAAUAGUUGAUAAUAAAGUUAUAAGCGAAAUAAUCGAUAGGAAAACUCUGGAAUGUGCUUUUGAUUUGGGCUUUACGUGUAUUAUAAACAGUAAAAAGAACAAUAUCUUUUGGACAGCAGUGGAAGACCUCAUGGGAAUUAUUAUUAAUAAUAACUUUUUCCUUUUGCCUAAUGCCGUGCUUAAUGCCGCGGAAUUCGUGAAUCAAUAUAUUGCUGAAUUGCUAAAUUGCAAAGGGGAGAAUACAAGAUUCAAAAGAAUAAUACUUUCUAAAAUAAAAAAUUUGGACAUACACAAUUUGAUAAAAUUAGAAAAUCCGUUAGAGAACUGUUUAUUUCAUGGUUCUCCAUAUCUGCGUAACAAGAAAAUCGAAAAUCAUGCUCAUUUAUUUAUUGUCAAGCACUUGGGUCAAUAUUAUCCAAAACACAUCUUCACGUUGGAUUAUAAUAAUGAUGCCGCGAUCAGAGCAGAGGCGGUUAUACUGUUGCAAAGAAUAAUUAAUUCAGAAUUAAAUUAUGCACCAACACUUGUACAGUUAAUACUCGAUGCAUUGGAAAAGAAUAAAACCAAGAGAUAUUUUAACGAUUCGUCCUUACAUAAAUUAAAACACAGAACAAUGCAAAUUUUAUUGAUAUUAGAACCAAUGUUGGAUGAGGAAUUUGUCUCUUUACUACAGGAAAAAUUAUGUAAUUUUAUUUUUUCGGAAAGCAAUCAGUCUAGCGUGAGAAUAAUGCAAGAGUGGUUGUUGAUACGAAUCUUUGCGAAAAAUAUUCAUUUGCAUGAUACGUUGUGGUCACUGUUUGCAAAGAGUUUGAAGCACCGACCAAGGUGUACGAUCUCUGUUGCAAGUAUUGUCUAUCAUGUCGCGAAACUUCUUUCAAGUACUUAUCAGAAAGUUUUUAUUCGUACAGCCCUGCCAUAUAUAGUACAAUGUUGCUUAGGACAACAAUUUAACGUGCGUGUUUAUAAUCAGUUUAUUUUGACACAAUUGUACGAAUUAAUAAAAGCAACGUAUGGUGAUCAUAAUUUACCCGACUAUAAAGGUAUAUAUCAAGCUGCUGUGAUUGGUUUACAACAGGAAAGUUUGACAAAAAAUUCAUUUAGAAUACAGGAUGAUUUUUAUUUUUCCAAGUUUCAUCCAAUCAACGAUUACAGCUUACAGACAAUUUACUAUGAAUUACCACGUUUGACUAACGUAAGUUGUGACGAAUGGAUUAGUCCGGAUGUGUUUAAAGACUUGAUGUUUGAGCAAAGUGAUGCUCAUCCUCUACAGCUUUAUAAUGCGAAUUCAUUUCUGACCGAGACCGAAUCUUCCGUAUAUCUGACAAAAUCUUUCGCAGGUGAUGCACACGCCGAAUUAUUAGAAAAUAAUGGUGAAACCUAUAUGGAUUUAAAUAAUAUCCAGAAAAAGAUUGAGCCGUCAAAGCCUACAGAUUUACGUGGUGAUAUUUUCGAAAUGACGAGCGAAUUCAUAUCUCUGCAAGAUGCACAGCUGCAAGAAGGUCUAAUAGUUGUAGCAUCUUUUGUUGAUCGACCACCGAAUUUAGGUGGAAUUGCCAGGACAUGCGAGAUAUUUGGAGUUAAGACACUAGUCAUCGCAAAUGCAGAUUGCGUAAAGGACAGAGAGUUUCAGUUUCUCAGUGUAUCUGCUGAUAAAUGGUUAAAUAUGUUACAGGUGAAGCCGCACGAGUUGCAGAAAUUCUUGUUGGAUAGAAAGAAUGCAGGAUGGUCUUUAAUUGGGGUUGAACAGACGGUCAAUAGUAUAAAUCUGAUGACGACACAAUUCGAGAAAAAAACAAUUCUUAUUUUAGGAAAUGAGAAGGAUGGUAUACCAGCAAAUUUCAUUCCUCUCUUUGACAAAUGCAUAGAAAUUCCUCAAGUGGGUGUAACACGAUCGUUGAAUGUCCACGUUACCGCUGCAAUUUGCAUAUGGCAAUACGCAAGUCAACACGUGUUAAAAUAAUAAAAUUUUCCACGUUUUUAAGAUAAGAUGGCGAUAUUAAAUAAAUGUAUUUCUGCCGAGAUAAACGAUUCGCUAUAUUGUAACACUUCUUGAAAAGAAAAAUAUACGAUCUAUAUUUUUAUAUA